Messenger RNA from Acipenser ruthenus (sterlet), 1398 nucleotides. Its product is annotated as homeobox protein Hox-B6a-like. The transcript has 2 exons. The coding region runs from base 501 to 1184 and encodes 227 amino acids. Gene Ontology annotation, biological process: anterior/posterior pattern specification; regulation of transcription by RNA polymerase II. NCBI's taxonomy places the organism in Eukaryota, Metazoa, Chordata, Actinopteri, Acipenseriformes, Acipenseridae. Gene Ontology annotation, molecular function: RNA polymerase II cis-regulatory region sequence-specific DNA binding; DNA-binding transcription factor activity, RNA polymerase II-specific. Gene Ontology annotation, cellular component: nucleus. The record is from RefSeq and is a predicted model, not a curated record.
CAAAUAAACAAAAAUCUAUAAUGUUGUUCUUGUUGUUUAUUACUAUUGUUAUUAUUUUAAAUAAAAUACAGGCGCUUUUUUUUAAGAUCGAGAAAGAGGACUGCGUAGUUUUGUUUGAGAAUUAAAAAAAUGGUAUAUAUUUAUUUAAAUUUAUUUAAAAAUUCAUGUUUAAUUCAUCACUGAAGAAUAAUCCUUCUUUGAUUAGUGUUGCAUGUUGGUAUAUACAAAAAAGAAGGGGACUGCUUAUUCCCAUAACCAGGGCUCCCUGGUGCAUGCAGACAGGAGCCCCUCAUGGGUGCUAUUUUACUUUCAAAAGCUCUCUCUAUUGGUCAGCUCCUGAUCAGAUGGUCGAGUUUCCUUCUGUCCCGUACUGGCACCUCGCCACCCCCCCUUCAGCUAAAAACACAAUCUCCGAUAAAGUGCUAAUAGCUAAACCACUUGGACUAUAAAACUCAACAAAUCAUAAAGCGACCAAAAGAAACUCGUCGUAUAGGCUCCAGAUGAAUUCCUAUUUCGUAAACUCCACUUUCCCGGUGACUCUUCCCGGAGCACAGGACUCAUUUCUGGGCCAGAUACCGUUAUAUUCAUCUGGAUACACGGAUCCUUUAAGACACUACCCCGGCGCUGCUUAUGGAGCUGCCAGCAGCGUCCAAGACAAGACGUACCCUUACUACCAGCAGGCUAGCGGUGCCUACAGCCGGACAGCCCCCUCCGCCGCUUGCGACUACGGUGCAGCUGGUUUUUACAGAGAAAAGGACCCGUCUUGCGCGAUCUCCGGUUUGGAAGAACAUUCUCUGAUUCUGAAUCCAGAACAACGGAAGUCGGAUUGCGCAGCGCAGAAUAAAAACAUAUUUGGGGAGAGUGAAGACCAAAAAGCUACUACCGUCUAUCCAUGGAUGCAAAGGAUGAAUUCUUGCAAUGGUCCGGGCUUUGGGGCAACUGGCCGGAGAGGUCGCCAAACUUAUACCCGGUACCAGACUCUGGAGCUGGAGAAGGAGUUCCAUUUUAAUCGAUACCUCACCAGACGACGCCGGAUCGAGAUCGCCCACGCACUGUGCCUCACAGAACGACAGAUUAAGAUCUGGUUUCAGAACCGGCGAAUGAAAUGGAAAAAAGAAAACAAACUGAUGAACUCUUCCCAAACGAGCGGAGAAGAGGAGGAAAAAGAAAAGAGGACAGAUUAAACAUAUAUAUAUAAAAAAAAAAAUCCCAACACUGUUUUUAUCACUAAAGACUUUUAUCAUUUGGUUUUGUAUACCCCUUUGACUGUUCAGCAUUUGCACGGGUGAGGUUUGUGCUUUAGUAAAAGUCUUGUACCAUUACAGGUGUCCUAUACCAGUAACUUCUGUUAUUGUUUUGUAUAUUUUAAUUGCAUUAUAUAUAUAUAUAUAUAUAUAU